This is a messenger RNA of Aspergillus steynii IBT 23096, 1348 nucleotides long. Its product is annotated as SDR family oxidoreductase. The transcript has 3 exons. Gene Ontology annotation, molecular function: acylglycerone-phosphate reductase (NADP+) activity; triacylglycerol lipase activity. Gene Ontology annotation, biological process: triglyceride catabolic process; phosphatidic acid biosynthetic process. The record is from RefSeq and is a predicted model, not a curated record. Bases 411 to 1274 code for a protein of 287 amino acids. Gene Ontology annotation, cellular component: lipid droplet; endoplasmic reticulum. Lineage: Eukaryota; Fungi; Ascomycota; Eurotiomycetes; Eurotiales; Aspergillaceae.
CCUCACUACCGAUCACACCGCUAAACCACCCAGCCCUAUAGCAAAGAAAGCCACCCGCAAUAAGGAAGCCCAGGAUCCAACCCAAGCCUUUCUGACAGCCUAGCCUCCUCGCGGUUCCUGCGGGAUCGGGAGCAGGAAGGAUCAACCAACAUAAUCUUGCAUCCCAGGGUGCUGAUUCGCUCCCUCGCCACGUAGCAACAGUAGCACCAACAGUAUAUCCCAGCUAGCUAAUCAUACCGUAGCAUCUAUAGCCCCUUGUCUGCCCUGGGAUAGACAUAUGCAUAGAUAAAUAACCUUAACAUCCCAGCACCCUAGUCUAGGCAGCAUACCCCCAACGCUAAUCCACACCACACCACAGACCUAUCGUCACCACCACAACCACCAGGAGAAGCAUCAGCAGCCCCAGCAACAUGACCCCUCAACAACCAACAGUCCUAAUAACCGGCUGCAGCGACCACGGCAUCGGCUCCGCCCUCGCCCAUGUCUUCCACGCCCGAGGCUACCACGUCUUCGCGACAGCCAGGAACCCGUCGAAAAUGAAGACCCUAGCUAACUUGAACAACGUAACCCUCUUGACUCUGGACGUGCGAGACUCCACGCAGAUCGCGCGCGCCGUGGACGCCGUCCGCGCGCAGACGGGCGGCUCACUCACGUAUCUGAUCAACAAUGCAGGACGGAACCACUUCAUGCCGGUUCUGGAUGAGGAUCUGGAUGCAGGGAGGGAGCUGUUUGAGACGAAUGUGUGGGGCCAGGUGGCUGUGACGAAGGGGUUUGUGCCGUUGCUUUUGAAUUCCGGAGGGGAUGGGGCUGUGGUGUUCACGACGUCGAUUUCGGGGUAUUUGAAUGUGCCGUAUAUGGGAACCUACGCGGCCUCGAAACGCUCCCUCGAGCUCAUCGCCGAGACGCUGCGACUGGAGCUCGCGCCGUUCGGGGUCCGCGUGCUAUCGAUCGUCACCGGGGCCGUGCAGACCAUGGGUCAGACGUAUUUCGGGGAUUUUAAACUGCCGGACAACUCGCUGUAUAAGAGCAUCGAGGGGACUAUUGCCGCGCGGGCCCGUGGGGAGGAUGGGCGCGGACGAGGUGAUCUGAUGGCGUAUGCUGAGGAGGUCGUUUCGGCGAUUGAGAGCGGUGCGGAAGGGAGGGUUUGGUGUGGUGAGAACGCGGAGUCGACGCGGUUGGCGACGACGAAUCCGGCUGUUCCGGCGGAGGUUAUGGAUCGAGGUGUUGCUCAGGGGACUGGGCUGGAUGUUUUGAGUGGGCAGUUGAAGGGAUAGAGUAGCGAUGAACGUGUCGUUUUAGAUCAUUGAAACAUUAUCAUGACAUUGGUGUGAAAAGUAUGCUCAGACGU